AUGCGGCGGCGUCGGCCGCAGCCUGGGACGGAGGAAUCGCGAGGCUCCUCUGCAGCAGCAACAGCAGCAGCAGGAGCAGCGGCAGCAGCAGCAGCAGCAGCAGCAGCAGGGUCGCGGCCUCCGCCGGCCACUCCGUGUGCAACAGCGGCCUGCGAGAAUCUCGUUGGACGCACAGGCCCGGCAGGACGAGGAGCAGCAGCAGCAGGAGCAGCAAGAGGCACAGCAGCAGCAGCAGCAGCAGCAGCAGCAGCAGCAGCAAAUGACCGCCGCAGCGCAGCACCCUGCCCCAUAGCGAAAGUCCCCCCCCACCUGCUGGCGCAGGUGCUGGCAAUUGCUGCAGGAGACAGCAGCAGCAGCGAGACGGAGCGGCUUAAGUCAGUUUGUGUUGAGUGGGCAAAGACAAUCAGCAGCAGAGAGUUUACUUUUCUUUUGCCGCUGAGGCUUUCUUACGUGGCCCGGCGCCAGCAGCAGCAGCAGCAGCAGCAGCUGCAGCAGCAGCAGCAGCUGCAGCAGCAGCAGCAGCAGCAGCAGCUCCAGCAGUUCUACUUCCGCAAUGCCGCAAGCAGCAGCUACCACACCAACGCAGCAGCAGCUGCUGCUGCCGCCGCGGCGCCGCCGCUCUGCGGAAUAGCUCCGGCGCUGCUGACAGCAGCACCCGUGCUGCCAGCAGCAGCAGCAGCAGCAGCAGCAGCAGCAGCAGCAGCAGCAGCAGCAGGCCCCCGAUUGUCGGGCGCAGUUGGCGGCGGCUGUGCGCUGCUGCCUGCGUCUCGUUUCCCGGUCCCCGGGGCUGGGUUCCCAGCAGCGGGUCUUGGAGCAGCACGAACAGCAGCAGCAGGAGCAGCAGCAGCAGCAGCAGCAGCAGCAGCAAUUGGACUCUCUGCAGCAGAAGCAGCAGACCUGCGCGCGCAAGGCACUGAAGGCGGGCUGCUGCUGGACGGCCCCGUGUUUGGCUUGAGCCGCAGCAGCUGCAGCGCCGUGUGUGAGUGGCUGCUGUCAGCAGUGCCGCACACUUCGCGGCUGCUGCUGCAGCAGCAAAAGGGAGACAUUGACUAUUUGCUGCUGGAGUCUCUGGGGCUGCUGCUGCUGCGCAGCGCGCCCUACCUGUCGCACCUGACGCUGGCGGACCGCCGAGCAGCAGCAAGGCUGCUGCCGCUGCAGCAGGAGUGCAGCAGCGCAGCUGCGGGGCCGAAGCAGCUGCAGCUGCCGGCAGCAGCAGCAGCAGCAACAGCAGCAACAGCACCCGCAGCAGCAGCAGCAGCAGCAGCAGGGCCCCGCGUGCAGCCGCUGACGGCGGCCGAGGAGCAGCGGCUGUCCGCGUGGCUGUCGCAGCGGCAGGAGGAGCGCGCAGCAGCAGCGGGCGCCGCGCCCGCCGCAGCAGCAGCAGCAGCAGCAGCAGCAGCAGCAGCAGCGUGCCCCCGCGUCACCUUUUCGCAACUCAAGUAUGUCCGAGCAGCGCAUGCAAACUUCCUCAGAUCCUUGAGGGCCCCCCAGCUCCAAGAGCUGCGGCUGGACCUGAGGCUGGACGUCAGCAGCCCGCUGCUGCUGCUGAGCGUCUGCGCGCCGCAGCUGCAGCAGCUGCUGCUGCGCGCGCAGCGCAGCAAAAUCCUGUGGCUCUCUUUUGCUGCUUUCUUGGCCGAAAGUGGAGCAGCAGCACUUAAGACUCUCGAAGUCCAUGCCACUCAUGCUCCGAAAAACUUGUCGAAUUUCGCGAAGACAACUUUGGCCCAAAUGCACAGCAGCAGCCAUUUGCCGCUGCACCACGCCCGCGCCCUCUUUGCUGCAGCAAAGCCUCCGCAGCAGCAGCCCCCCGCUGCUGCUGCUGCUGCUGCUGCAGCUCCGGGCGACGCGCCCGACGCAGCAGCAGCAGACCCAGCAGCAGCGGCGGAAACAGCAGCAGCAGCAGGAACCUCGUCCUCGCGCGACCAGCCCCAGGAGCAGCAGCAGCAGCAGCAGCAGCAGCAGCUGCAGCAGCAGCGGGGGCUGAAGGCGGCAGCAGCAGCAGACUUCUCCUUCUGGGGCCCCAAAGGACUUUGCUUCCCCUCUCUUGUGUCUCUCACCUGCCACAGCAGCUUGCUGGAGACUUUGCUGUGCGCAAAGGCGCAGCUGCCGCUGCUGCAGCACCUCAGCACUUGGGGCUGCAGGCUGCGCAUUGGCCGCUUUCUUGCUGCUGCUGCUUCUCUGAAGACUCUGCAGGUCAGCCGCAUUGGCUGCUCCUGCCGCUCCUGCUUCUUGCUGCGGGUCAAGCGCACUGCAGCAGCCAGCAGCAGCAGCAGCAGCAGCCGCAACGGCGCCGCCAGCAGCAGCAGCAGCUCCGGCUGCUUGAGCUGGAGGCAGCAGCCCGCCCCGCAGCAGCAGCAGCAGCAGCAGCAGCCACAAGAGCAAACCAUUUCAAACAUCGAAGAAUACGGAGGCUCUUCAGCCUUUCUCUACAGGGGCUUCGCCUUUCCCAGACUCAAAACCCUCGUCGCUUUGCCCCUCAUGGCCACUGUGGGGCCCUUCGUGCAGCAGCAGCAGCAGCAGCAGCAGCAGCAGCAGCAGCAGCAGCAGCAGCAGCAGGAGCGGGAGCGGGAGCGGGAGCAGGAGCGGGAGCGGGAGCAGGAGCAGCAGCAGCAGCAGCAGCAGCGGCAGCAGCGGCAGCGGCAGCGGCAGCGGCAGCAGCGCCAAGUCUGGAAGCAGCGGCCUGCUGCUGCUGUGCCCAUUUCUUCGCACUUUAUUUGCUGCGGAACUUCUCAAGAAAGAAAUGGAAGUUUGGGGGCGAAGUGGCAGUCCUUGGUGCUCACUUUCUUCCAGCUGCAGCAGCGCCAGCAGCAGCAGCAGCAGCAGCAGCAGCAGCAGCGCAAGCAGCAAAACCGACACUCCAACAGCACGCGCAGAUGCAGGGACGAGCAGCAGCAAACCAGACGCAGCGCCCAGCAACCUGCCAGGCGGUGGCCCGCUGCAGCAGCAGCAGCAGCAGCAGCGCCAGCAGCAGUAGCAGAAGAAGUAGCAGCAGCAGCAGCAGCACAGAGGCCUCCAGCAGCAGGUGCGGCAGAAAGCGAGGCACUGACAGGCCCAGCUGCUGCUGCGCCAAACCUGCUGCCAGCAGCAGCAGCAGCAGCAGCAGCCACACCAGCGCCUGAGGCGGCAGCCGCAGCCACAACAGCAGCAGAGGCACCCGAUAGCACCACAGCAGCAGCAGCAGCAGCAGCAGCAGAGGCAGCAGCUUAG
Messenger RNA from Eimeria necatrix, 3207 nucleotides. RefSeq lists its product as hypothetical. The record is from RefSeq and is a predicted model, not a curated record. The coding region runs from base 1 to 3207 and encodes 1068 amino acids. Lineage: Eukaryota; Apicomplexa; Conoidasida; Eucoccidiorida; Eimeriidae. The transcript is spliced from 3 exons.